GGAACACCUGACAAAGAUCCGGGAGGAGCGAGCCAAACACGGCAAAGGCGAAGGCAUGGGCCACACAGUCGAGGCUGCGCCUUCUGCAGGGCGCCCCAAGGCGCUGCGGGACCUGUCCCGGCGCUUCUUCAGGUGUGGCAGGCACUCCAUCCAGCCCCUGCAGAGCCUGGCGGAUUUGCCGGAGAUGGCGGAGUUUCACGAGGACUUUUCGAAGUUGGUACGGGCGCUGGAGGACGCCGAAGACGCGCGUGUCUCCUGCAACCAGGAGGAGGAAGUGAAGAAGAAGCUGGAAGAGAAGCGGCAGGCAUCCCUGAAAGCUGCCAGCGAUUUGGAACGCUAUCAGCAGAGGAUCAGGAGGUGUGUGGCAAAGAUCCGGACAGACAAGGAACCUGGGAGCCCUGGGGGCCCACUGCUGGAGGAGGAGGGGAAGGAGGAGACGGAGGAGAAGAAAGAGGGCGAGCUUAUCCAGGAGCGCAACACGGCAGUUGUCAAUCUGAUGGAAGCCCUCAAGUCUGAGCACGACCUGGUGCUUGAAGCUGCAGGAUGCUCGACUCAGUCCGGAGAUGCAGAAAGGGCCGCUACUGCCUUGCGCGGCAAAGCCGAGCGAGCCACCAAACGACUGGAGGAGGUCUGGACCGCCCUGUGGGCUGCAGAUGAGGCACAGGACCGGAACCCCGCGCUGGGCGAGCGCGCGCCGGAGGUGACAGACAAGAGCACGGUGCGAGAGGAAGCCUUACAGCAGCUCAGGGACUUUCCCCAUAGCAUCUCUGGGCAGGAGGUGAUGCAGCACACCAACGAGGAAUUCCUGGAGCUCAGGUCGCAAGUGCAGCAGGUCCAUCGCAGCUCCAGUGGCGUGGCCAGUCUGAACUCAGUGGAGAUGGCAUUCUGCCAGCUGAAUGAGGCGAUGAGCGAUCUGCUGCAGGCGGUUUGCCAGGAGAAGGAGUACUGGGAGCAGCUGAGCAUCGAGAAAUGCUUUCCCAGCCGCUCCAUGAUCGAUGCAGGGUUUGAAGAGCACCGCCUGGCGGCUGCCACGGCCGAGUGUUUGGGCGCGUACAGGGACAGGCUGGGGAUGAUCCACAAGUUGCAGAAGCAGAUGCGUCAGGCCCAAGAGGCACCACAGCAGUUGCAACGAGGCUUCGAGGAAGCCAAACAGCACCGCGCCCAGAUCUUGCAGGAAUCCAAGAAGCUUAAGAAGGCGCAGCUUAUGCAGGAGGCCAAGGAAUUGUACUCCGACGACCGCGUGGGCUGGUUGGAGACGGCAGUUGGCAGGCUUUGGAGAAAUUCAGACAUCGACGUCAGGAAGAGGAAGCUGCAGGAGAAGCAAAGAGCGUCCUGGCAGGGCAUGCAAAACCUCUUGCAACUCAGCCAGCUGCAUUGUCCAGAAUGGGUGCCCAAAGUCAUCGAGUUGUGCAUCGCAAACACCACCCUUGAUCAAGGCCGGUCAGACUACAGCCCAGGCUACAGGGAUGCUUCGUUCCUGCAAUCCGUGCUGGUGUGCCGCAAGAUUUCGGACUACACAAUUGGAGAGGCCUUUGAGCAAUCAAGGCACAAAGUCUUCAAAGCCGAGCACGUCCGCGAGAGUUGCGUCCUGAAGCAAAUCGAUCUGAGCAGCGCGAAGGGCACGAAGCAGUUCUGGAAGCUCGCUGUGACACAUACCAGGUACCGGCAUCCUUUCCUGGUUUCGCUUCAGGCUGCGUUCAUCGACACGGAUGGGACAGGCAAAACACUUGAACGUGUUUUUGGCUACUUGCAUUUUCCGCUUGCCAAGGGCACACUGGAUGACGUCCCUAUAGAGGAACUGACACUUUUCCGGUUGCUGUCUUUGCUGCAAGGGAGCGCUUGCGCGCUGGCGUACUUGCAUGGCGAAAAGGCCACUCAUGGCGACAUCAAGCCAUCCAACAUCCUUUGCUCUGAAGAAUUUCAGCCAAUGCUCACUGACUUUGAGCUGUUGAUUGAUGCAACGAUCACAAGCGGGCAGACCACGACGGUCGCGGCUCUGGGCGGCACUCUGGACUUCCUGGCGCCGGAGCUGUGCAAGGAAGGCGCGCGCGAUGCCAGCAAGAAAGCCACUUCCAAGGCGGACAUGUAUUCGUUGGGUAUGACUUUCAGACAAGCGCUCAGUCGCUGCCGGGAUCAUAAGGGCAAAAAGCAUGGCAGCUUGAUGGAUGACAGACCCCGUGAGACUUUCGAGAAGCUGGACGCCUUGGCAGAUCGCAUGACGCAGCAGGUUGCGAGUGCCAGACCAGAGGCGAAGCACAUCGCAGAAGACCCCGUUUUUCUGACCCACAUUGCUGAAGAGAGGGAAGCAGCCUUGCACCGGAACAGCAAGCCAACUUAUUGGUCCAAAGACUCCAGCAAGGAGCUGAAGGUCUGCAAGAUUGAGGAGGGCGACCAGGCCUUUAAAGCGCUGCAGGAUGCCUUGGUGACGCACCACAUCCUGGGAGGGAGGGAUGGAGGGGAGAAGAAAGCAGGCCGCCUCCAGGUGCGGAGAGCUUGGCGCAUCGAGAACCCGCUGCUGUUCGCCAAGUACCGUGCGGAACAGGACGCCGUGCGCGCCAGCGUGGACUCCCUGAAGAGGUACGGCAAAAGCCUUGCAGACCCCCGGAUCCUGAGCAGACUCACGGAAGCCACGGGCGAGUUGCAUUCCGCCCGCCUGGACGCAUCGAUCAACGAAGUGUACUUGUUGCAUGGUGUCAGAGAUGUUGGGAAGUCGCUGCUAAGCAUCAUCACCUCGGGGCCGAGCAAAAGCCAUUGCACUGGAGGUUUGUUCGGCCUUGGUGUUUAUUUCGCAGAGGACGCAGCAAAGUGCCACCAGUAUGCAGCGCACACGAAAGAUGAAUACUUCAACCAGGUGCCGGCCUUACAUAGGCACCUCUAUGAGAACCGCGAUGCUCAUCCCGGCAGCGGCACUGAGCCUGUGUAUGUUCACUACAUCCUGGCUUGCCGAGUGAUCAUGGGCUAUUUUGCCAUGACUCAGGAUGGUAAGCGCGACGCCCUGAUGGUGGAUGGGGGCCCGGUUUGGUUGACCGAGACCCGAACAGAGUUGGCGCAAGUGAAGGGCUGUCCCGAGGGCUCUUCAGAGAAGUACCACGCCUUGAUCGGGGAAAGUGGUCCGGGGCACGAGCGCUUUCGGGAGUUCAUGCAGUUCAAAGAUGAACGGAUCUACGCAGCUCCAGUCGCCGCACGGGUCUUGGCCCAGUUGCGCCGCGGCAAACUUUGGCUCAGACCGGCAAGGUACCAGAGAUGCUGCGUAAAACACGAUGACGCCUGCUUUGAUGAACCUGUUGCGAAAGAGCUAUGCUGCUCAGAGGUAAAUCGCUCCAAGACCUGGUGGGCUGGGCAGGAGGUGCUCAGCUUUGCCCAUUUGGUGCUGUUCCACCUCAGCCGUGGCACGUCAUGCCUCACCAGCCCCACUUUGGACCUGGAGAGCUGCUGCGGCUCCGGGGCCUUCCUUGGGCACAGCUGUUGGGACAGCGCCUUUUCUGGGCGGCACUGCUGUGGUCACCACUCGCUUUGGGGCGCCGAGGCAGAGAUGCAGCCAAGCAGUUGCUGGGCUGGGGACUUCAACUACGAGCGCUGCUGCAGCACUCCAGAGGCGGGCAUGUUCGACUGCUGGGAUCAUCGCUUCAGUUAUGAAACUUGCUGCGAGACUCACGAGCAGGCCAAGAUUGGCAGCUGGUCUGCGGGCAACUUGUCCGCGCUCUAUGCCGCCAGGAACCGCAACACUUGCAGCCGGCCAUCCACCGCACACCAUUGCCGGCAGAUGUGGCAAAAUGCGCUGCGAGGUGUGCCAUCUCUGACUCACGAUGAGGUUCUACGCCACGCGCGCUCGCUGUCCACGUUGUGGUGGAAGGAGAGCAGCUGGGCAGAAGUAGUUGAGGCGAGCCCAGGCUUCGCGGUGAGUGUGGGCCUGCAUGCUGUCGCCCACAUCCUGAAGAAUUGGCACGGCGGCCUGCAGACAACACACUGGGCUUUCCAGCAUGCAGCGGACUGGCUGCAGCUGUACAGGUCCUAUGUGGGGCGCAUCGACCUGCAAGAUCUGACCAGCAAGGAUGGUGGGCUGCGCAUUGCCGACUUGGACCAGGCAAUCACACGCUGGCUUCAGUCCUCCUUCCCCGCCUCGGUGAACAUCGUCCUCCGGGAGCGGGUCGAGGAGCUGAGCAACAAGGGCGACUACGAGCAGCUGAGCAACCAAUGCUUCCUCUGGUCCCUGGCCGAAGCUGCCCAGGCACUCGAGAAGCUGCAGCUUGACUAUGUACCCUGCCAGGGCACGUUGAUAGCAUUGCUUCGCUACGGCACCUUUCCCGCCGGUCGCCUGAGCAGCGGAAAGUGGGAUGUGGUGGACAACGAUGCCGAAUUGAUGAUUUUGGCGGAACCAGGUUUCGACCAAACAUUACUUCUGGCGAGCAUCUCCAUGGCGUUGGAGGCCAAAGGUUGGCCUCCAUGCACGGUCCCGCAUUUCAGGAAGCUGGUGUGUUUCAGUUUGCAUUUGGAAGUGCCGUGCAAAGUGGAGUUCUACCUCUUUGAGAAGGACAUAGAUUAUGGAGUGAUCGUGCGGGAACGCCGCUGCCUCGGGGAGCCGGCGGUCUGUGCAUCGGAAUUCCCCUUGCAAGCCUGGCAGGGGCGGAUGCCGUUGGACAUCGUGUAUCCCUUCUCUUCCUGCCGUUUGGGUACUUCAUGGAGGAUUGUCAAAUGUCCCCACAAGCCUUUGGAGAUGCUGAAGCGCUGGAACGAACAGCAGCGCGAGGGCGAGUACGUGCGCCAAAGUCGAUUGCAGCCCGUGCUCGCCCCACAAGGGACAUUGGAAGUUGCUCAAAGAGAUGCUUGGUGCAUUGCCUUGCCAGUGAUUUCCAGUGACCGGGACAGCGGGGACAGCCGCAACCAGAGGUUCCUCAGCAUGGGCUUGGACGCAGAAGACUUGCGCCUGCUACAAGGCUACGCUCGCAGUCUUCAAAGGGGGGGCUAUGCCUCCUUUGCGGAUCACCUCAGAGAUGAGCCGUGCGUGCUGCGGGGCCAGCGCAUCCUGUUGGGUGAGACCCAUGCCGGCUUCCCUAGCCCACCGACGUGGACGCCAUGA
Molecule: messenger RNA, 5077 nt
Organism: Effrenium voratum
Lineage: Eukaryota; Dinophyceae; Suessiales; Symbiodiniaceae
Source: the annotation of a GenBank genome assembly